Molecule: messenger RNA, 1906 nt
Organism: Populus trichocarpa (black cottonwood)
Lineage: Eukaryota; Viridiplantae; Streptophyta; Magnoliopsida; Malpighiales; Salicaceae
Product: phospholipase A1-Igamma1, chloroplastic
Exons: 2
Coding region: 203-1744 (513 amino acids)
Biological process (GO): lipid metabolic process
Molecular function (GO): glycerophospholipase activity
Source: RefSeq, a predicted model, not a curated record
AUGCCAUGACUCCGAGCAACCCAUGCGAAUCACGUGCAUUAAACAAUUCAAGUUCUUUAAGUUGGAAUCUUCAACUCAGCUGGCUUCCAGACCACGCCCUAUUCUGACUUGUCAUUGUUAGGUACCCAGAAGGCCACACCCUGCAUAUAUAUUAUUUAUUGACCACCUUGAGUUUGCUUCACAGGCCUCCCUUUCAACAACAAUGGCCAACCUCUCUCUAUCCAGCACUCUUCAGUUUCCUUUCAAACAAGACAUUUUCCAAUCCAGAAAAUGUUCCUCUGUGCAACUUCCAAGCCAAAACUCUCAACUCGGCCGAUCAAGAUCCAUAGAUAUCACAGGAAAAACAUCCACCAGUGCCAUACCUUGUGUCCUGUCCAAAACAAGCGAGUCGUUAACUUCCAUAAUCACAGAGCUCGAAAAGGAACAAGACCACGAAACCAAUACGAACACCAAAGAACCAGAGCGAAAACUGGCUGAUGUGUGGAGAGAAAUCCAGGGUCAAGAUGAUUGGGUUGGCCUUCUUGACCCAAUGGACCCACUCUUACGAUCGGAACUAAUCAGAUAUGGCGAGAUGGCGCAAGCUUGCUACGAUGCUUUCGAUUUUGAUCCAUUCUCAAAAUAUUGUGGCAGCUGCAGAUUUAUACGUCGCAGGUUUUUGGAGUCACUAGGAAUGGCACACCAUGGAUACGAGGUCACCAGGUACUUGUAUGCCACAUCAAACAUCGACCUUUCGAAUUUUUUCAAAAAAUCUCGUUGGCCUAAAGUCUGGAGCAACAAGGCCAACUGGAUUGGAUACGUCGCCGUUUCUGACGAUGAAACAACAAAAUGUUUAGGCCGCCGUGACAUUAGUAUUGCGUGGAGGGGCACGGUGACACAUCUAGAGUGGAUUUCUGACUUAAUGGACUUUCUCAAGCCAAUCAAUGGUAAUAAAAUCCCCUGCCCGGAUCCGACUGUCAAAGUCGAAUACGGAUUCUUGGAUCUUUACACGGACAAAGAUGAGAAUUGUCGAUUUUGUAAAUAUUCAGCUAGAGAGCAGAUUUUAUCGGAGGUGAAAAGGUUAACUGAGAUGUAUGCCGAUGAGGAAAUGAGCAUUACAAUUACCGGGCACAGUUUAGGCAGUGCUUUGGCUAUUCUAAGCGCGUACGAUAUUGCGGAAACGGGUUUACAUGUGAUGCAAGAUGGCCGGGCAUUGCCCGUUUCUGUGUUUUCCUUUUCAGGUCCUCGGGUCGGGAAUGUGAGGUUCAAGGAAAGGAUCGAGUCAUUGGGGGUCAAGGUUUUGAGGGUGGUUAACGUGCAGGAUAUGGUGCCUAAAUCACCUGGAUUGUUUUUUAAUGAACAAGUGCCGCCUCCGUUAAUGAAGUUGGCUGAGGGGCUGCCUUGGGCUUACUCGCAUGUUGGAGUGGAGCUGGCUCUGGAUCACAGGAACUCACCUUUCUUGAAACAAACGAGCGACCCGGCGUGCGCCCAUAACUUGGAGGCUCAUUUGCAUUUGCUUGAUGGGUACCAUGGAAAGGGGCACAGAUUUGUACUAGCAAGUGGAAGGGACCCUGCGUUGGUAAACAAGGCAUGUGAUUUUUUGAAAGAUCAUCAUCUGGUUCCACCAAACUGGAGGCAAGAUGAGAACAAGGGUAUGAUAAGGAAUAACGACGGUCGUUGGGUGCAACCUGAACGCCCAAAACUCGAUGAACACCCUCUCGACACGCACGACCAUCUCAGGAAAUUAGGCCUAGCAUCCGAUCACUAAAAAAUUCCACUUCCCUGACAUACAGCAAGGCAAUGGGUUGGCUGGUGUGGUUAUUUUUUUAGCUAUAAGUGUGUCAAGGAGGAAUUUCUGGACAGCCAGCGGAGAUAUUGUAAAAAACAAGAAGUAAAUUGGUAGUUUUAAUCUAUGGUUUUUUACUCUGUA